Paramecium pentaurelia is the source of this 433-nucleotide messenger RNA. The record is from the annotation of a GenBank genome assembly. NCBI's taxonomy places the organism in Eukaryota, Ciliophora, Oligohymenophorea, Peniculida, Parameciidae.
AUGGGAUGUAUUUGCUCAUAAUAAAGAAGAUAAAAUUCACGAGAACAAACCUUGAUAUUUGAAUCUUUAACUGAUAUUAAAGAUGACGAUGAUAUAAUGAUUAUGUAAAUAAAACUAAUAUAGCCAAAAUUUCUCUAUUAUCAUGUACUAACUUAAAUUUAUUUUUAACCAAUAGUAAAACAAAGAAAAGUCAGUAAAAGCUUCAAAUCGAUUCCUUGACUCUAAAACUUCUGAAUAAGGGAUUCAUUAAAAUUCAAAAAGGAAACUUAAAGGUAUCUUAAAACUACAAAAAUUUCCUAAAUAAAAGCCUUAUUCUUAUGAUUAGGUCAAAUGUGUUCGUUUUAACCUUAUUCAGUAAGAUUAAGAGCUUCAGGGAUAAAAUUUGGUAAAAUUGUCAAAAUUGCUUAACUAGAGAACUCUAAAUAAAGAAUGA